Penicillium brevicompactum is the source of this 2817-nucleotide messenger RNA. RefSeq names its product C-1-tetrahydrofolate synthase. Gene Ontology annotation, biological process: tetrahydrofolate interconversion. The transcript is spliced from 5 exons. Bases 1 to 2817 code for a protein of 938 amino acids. Gene Ontology annotation, cellular component: cytosol. The record is from RefSeq and is a predicted model, not a curated record. Lineage: Eukaryota; Fungi; Ascomycota; Eurotiomycetes; Eurotiales; Aspergillaceae. Gene Ontology annotation, molecular function: methenyltetrahydrofolate cyclohydrolase activity; ATP binding; formate-tetrahydrofolate ligase activity.
AUGGCCGCCAAAAUUGAUGGCACUGCCAUCGCGAAGAGCAUUCGCCAAGGCUUGAAGACCGAGAUCGAACAUGUUCAAGUGACGAACCCCAGAUUCAAGCCUAACUUGGUCAUCUUCCAAGUCGGCAACCGUUCCGAUUCCAGUACAUAUGUGCGCAUGAAGUUGAAGGCCGCGCAGGAGGCCAACAUUAUCUGCACCCUUAUCAAUGUCCCUGAGACCAGCACCGAGCUGGAGCUCACCCAAGAGAUUACCCGAGCCAACAAUGACCCCGCCAUCCAUGGUAUCCUCGUUCAGUUGCCUCUCCCCAGCCACAUGUCGGAGCAUGCCGUGACGUCGGCCGUUGCAGACGAGAAGGACGUCGAUGGAUUCGGCGCAAUCAACAUCGGCGAGCUUGCCAAGCGUGGUGGCCGUCCAUUGUUCACCCCAUGCACACCUUUGGCUGUCAUGGAGCUGCUCCAGGCAAGCGGAGUGAACCCCGCGGGCAAGGAGGCUGUCGUUCUUGGGCGUAGCGACAUUGUCGGCAGCCCAGUCAGCUACUUGCUCAAGAACGCUGAUGCCACUGUGACUGUCUGCCACUCCAAGACACCCGAUAUCGCGCGUAUCGUGAAGACCGCCGAUAUCGUGGUGGCUGCCAUCGGUCAGACUGAGCUCGUCAAGGGCGAGUGGUUGAAGCCUGGCGCCGUUGUCAUUGACGUUGGUAUCAACUACAAGCCUGAUGCCACCAAGAAGUCUGGAGAGCGACUUGUCGGUGAUGUGGACUUUGAGUCCGCUGCUCAAGUGGCCUCCCAGAUCACCCCUGUCCCCGGUGGUGUUGGCCCCAUGACCGUGGCCAUGCUGUUGAAGAACGUGGUUCACGCCGCCAAGGGCUACUUCGAGAAGCAGAAGGACCGCCGUGUCGUCCCCAUUCCCCUCCGCCUCCAGAACCCUGUGCCCUCGGACAUUGCCAUCUCCCGGGCUCAGUACCCCAAGCCCAUCACCCAGGUUGCUGCCGAGAUUGGCAUUGCCUCCCACGAGCUGGAGCCCUACGGCCACACCAAGGCCAAGAUCAACCUUGGCCUGCUCGACCGCCUUUCCCACCGUCGCAACGGAAGAUACAUUCUCGUUUGCGGUAUCACCCCUACUCCCCUCGGCGAGGGCAAGUCUACUACUACUCUGGGUCUUACUCAAGCCCUGGGUGCACACCUCAACCGAAUCUCCUUUGCUAAUGUGCGCCAGCCCAGCCAAGGUCCUACAUUCGGUAUCAAGGGUGGCGCCGCUGGUGGAGGCUACAGUCAGGUCAUUCCUAUGGACGAGUUCAACAUGCACUUGACUGGUGAUAUCCACGCCAUCACCGCCGCUAACAACCUUCUCGCUGCCGCCAUUGAGACUCGUAUGUUCCACGAGUCCACCCAGAAGGAUGGACCUCUCUACAGACGUCUUGUUCCUCAGGACAAGGGCAAGCGCGAGUUCAAGCCUAUCAUGUUCCGUCGCUUGAAGAAGCUCGGAAUCGACAAGACCAACCCCGACGAUCUCACUGAGGAAGAAAUUACCCGCUUUGCUCGUCUUGAUAUCGACCCGGAGACCAUCACCUGGCGUCGCGUUCUCGACGUCAACGACCGUCACCUGCGUGGUAUCACCGUUGGCCAAGCGGCCACCGAGAAGGGCCACUCCCGCGACACCGGCUUUGACAUCUCGGUCGCCAGUGAGUGCAUGGCCAUCCUGGCCCUGAGCAACGACCUGGAGGACAUGCGUGAGCGACUGGGCCGUAUGGUGGUCGCCACCUCUCGCAGCGGAGACCCCGUCACUUGUGACGACAUCGGUGCCGGCGGUGCCCUUGCUGCCCUGAUGAAGGAUGCCAUCAAGCCCAACCUGAUGCAGAGCUUGGAGGGUACUCCCGUCAUGGUUCACGCUGGCCCAUUCGCCAACAUCAGCAUUGGCGCCAGCUCCGCCAUCGCCGACAAGCUGGCACUGAAGCUUGCCGGAACCGAGCCCGACGAGGACCACGAGGCCAAGACCGGAUUCGUCGUCACCGAGGCUGGAUUCGACUUCACCAUGGGCGGUGAGCGCUUCUUCAACAUCAAGUGCCGCUCCUCUGGUCUGUCCCCGGACACCGUUGUCAUUGUGGCCACUGUUCGUGCCCUGAAGGUGCACGGAGGCGGUCCCGAGAUCAAGCCCGGUGCCCCUCUCGACGAGGUCUACCGCACCGAGAACGUGGAUGUCCUGCGCAAGGGUUGCGUCAACCUCCGCAAGCACAUUGCCAACGCCAAGCAGUACGGUAUUCCUGUGGUGGUUGCGAUUAACAAGUUCGCGACCGAUACCGAAGCCGAAAUUGCUGUCAUCAGGGAGGAGGCCAUUGCUGCCGGUGCUGAGGAUGCCGUCCCCGCUAACCACUGGGCUGAGGGUGGAGCCGGAGCCGUUGAUCUGGCCAAGGCCGUUAUGACCGCCAGUUCCAAGGAGAAGGACUUCAAGCUCCUCUACAACCUCGACGGUUCCAUCCAGGAGCGCAUUGAGCGCAUUGGCCAAUCCAUGUACGGUGCCGACAAGGUGGAGUUCAGCGAACUCGCCCAGAAGAAGGUCGACAUCUACACCAAGCAAGGGUUCUCGAACCUGCCGAUCUGUAUCGCCAAGACCCAGUAUUCGCUCAGUCACGACGCAGCCCUGAAGGGUGCCCCCACCGGGUUCACUGUGCCCAUUCGGGAUGUCAGAUUGGCGGUGGGCGCUGGCUAUCUCUACGCCUUGGCAGCCGACAUCCAGACCAUCCCCGGAUUGCCUACCGCGCCGGGAUACCUCAACGUCGACAUUGACACCGAGACCGGCGAUAUCGAUGGACUGUUCUAA